Molecule: messenger RNA, 1644 nt
Organism: Aedes aegypti (yellow fever mosquito)
Lineage: Eukaryota; Metazoa; Arthropoda; Insecta; Diptera; Culicidae
Gene: Nap1
Product: nucleosome assembly protein 1-like 4
Exons: 3
Coding region: 260-1447 (395 amino acids)
Biological process (GO): nucleosome assembly
Cellular component (GO): chromatin; nucleus
Molecular function (GO): histone binding; chromatin binding
Source: RefSeq, a predicted model, not a curated record
UUUCGCCGCAUUUUUACCCGCUUGGUUGGUUGUUGGUUGUGUGAGACUAGGCAAGAGAUUCGAGCUUUUCUUGGCAUGUAAAAUACCUUCUAGGAAGUACCCGUGUUUUAAGCGAAGGCAAUUUACAAAUUUUGCCAGACCCGACUGUUUGCCAGUGCUUCCGUCCAUCGGGCAGCGUAUUGAAGUGAAGGUAUUCCUGUGAUCCGGCCAUAAAUUUCCCUAAGAAGGUUUACGGUUUUGUUCCAAACAAUAAUCAACAAUGACUGGUACAGAGAAGAACGCAGUCAAAGCUGUGGAAUCUAACUCCGAUGGUGAAGAUCAGAUGCCAGACUUCUUAGAUGACCCGGCUUACAUGUGUUCGGCAUCGCGCCGAAUGAUGAUGAAGGAAGUAAUUAAAACGCUGCCAGGGAAUGUUCAACACAAAAUUAACGCCCUGAAGCAUCUGCAGAAGAAAUAUCUCAGCCUAGAGGCGAAAUUUUUUGAGGAAGUUUACGCUUUGGAGUGUAAAUAUCAGGCUCUAUACCAACCGCUAGUUGACCGCCGAAAGGCCGUCAUCGCCGGGGAAACUGAAUUAGAAGCCGGUGAAGCGGAUUGGGAAGAUGAGAGUGAUGAUGAAAAGGAGAUAGAUGCCGAAGUGACCGAACGGUUCAAGCGUAUGGCGCUGAACUACAAAAAUCAGCACUCGAAGGUCAUUAAGGAAUCGCAAGGCAUCCCAGCUUUCUGGUUGACUGUUUUCAAAAACACGCAAACUAUGGCCGAUAUGAUUCAACCGCAUGACGAACCCCUUCUGGAACAUCUAACCAACGUGAACAUUGUGUAUAAAACAGACCCAAUGAGCUACGUGCUCGAGUUCCACUUUUCACCAAACGCUUACUUCAAGGACGCGAUUUUAACCAAGACAUAUUUUAUGCGCUGUCAGGUAGAUGAGGAAGAACCAUUCAGUUUUGAAGGUCCGGAAAUCUACAAGUGCACUGGUUGUACGAUCCAGUGGAAUCCUAGCAAGAACGUGACGGUCAAGACAGUCAAGAAGCAACAGAAGCACAAACAGCGCGGAGUGAUUCGCACUCUUACCAAGACGCUGCCAAAUGAUUCUUUCUUCAAUUUCUUCAGCCCUCCGCAAGUGCAAGAUGAUGACAAGAAUGUCGAUGAUGAGACUCAAAUGCUUCUUGCCUCGGACUUCGAGAUUGGACAUUUCCUUCGGGCCCGUAUCAUUCCGAAGGCCAUCCUUUACUACACUGGUGAGGUGAUGGAUGAAGACGAUGAUGGUGAGGAAGAAGAGGAGGAGGAAGAAGAGGAGGACUUGGAAGAUAUGGAAGAAGAAGAGGGCGAAGAAGAGGAGGAAGAAGAGGAAGAACGGCCGGCACCGAAGAGUCGGAAAGGUGGACGCGGAGGUGGUGGCAAGAAACCCAAGGACGGGCAGAAUCCAGCCGAAUGCCAACAACAAUAGAAGCAUUACAUUCGCUAUGUAAUUGUUUUAUUUACACAUUAGCUUAUUUGAAAUAAUAUGUUCCAUUGUUCGCAAGUUUAAACUCACACGCAACCCACGAAUACCCAGAAACGUGCUUAAAUAUAGACCUGCAUGAUGAUUAUAUUCAACGAAAUCAAUACAUAUUGAGGAUUGCUCGAAUCAUUUAAUUGGAAAUA